UUUGUAAACAAAAAUAGAAAAUAUUUAGCUCAUCACGAUAUGAAUUUUCAUUGAGUGAGUUGGUUUGAUAUAUCACAUCAAAUAAAAAAAAUUGAAAUCAAAAUAUAAACUUAUUAAUUUGAUAACGUGAGUGCCAAAGAAAAAUAAACAAUGCCGAAUUUAAAAUGUGACGAAGAUCGCGAAUCUUUGUACGGGCGUGUCUAUGCUGUGUCCGGACCAGUCGUAACAGCCGAAAAUAUGUCUGGUUCAGCUAUGUACGAACUUGUACGCGUUGGUUUUUACGAGCUUGUUGGCGAAAUUAUACGUUUGGAAGGCAAUAUGGCCACCAUUCAAGUGUAUGAGGAAACAUCUGGUGUAACAGUUGGUGAUCCAGUCUUACGUACAGGUAAACCCUUGUCUGUUGAACUAGGCCCUGGUAUAAUGAGUAGUAUUUUUGAUGGAAUACAACGACCAUUGAAGGACAUAAACGAGUUAAGCAAUUCGAUUUAUAUACCAAAAGGGGUGAAUGUGCCUGCGCUCUCACGUACCCACGAAUGGGAGUUCCAUCCACAAAAAAUAAAAGUUGGUUCACACAUAACUGGUGGUGAUUUAUAUGGUUGGGUACCAGAGAAUACGCUAGUAAAGCAUAAACUUAUUGUAAGUCCACGCGGUAAAGGUACUGUUCGGUACAUAGCACCACCAGGCAAUUAUACAGUUGAGGAUAUUGUUUUGGAGACUGAAUUUGAUGGUGAAAUUACAAAACAUAGCAUGUUACAAAUUUGGCCUGUACGUCACCCGCGCCCUGUUAACGAAAAAUUACCAGCAAAUCAUCCACUUCUAACUGGUCAACGUGUAUUGGAUUCAUUAUUUCCUAGUGUGCAGGGUGGUACAACAGCUAUACCAGGCGCCUUUGGUUGCGGUAAAACGGUAAUAUCUCAAGCUUUGUCAAAAUAUUCUAACUCUGAUGUUAUCAUUUAUGUUGGAUGCGGAGAGCGUGGCAACGAAAUGUCUGAAGUAUUGCGUGAUUUUCCUGAAUUAACUGUUGAAAUUGAUGGAGUCACUGAAUCUAUUAUGAAGCGCACAGCAUUAGUAGCCAAUACUUCAAAUAUGCCAGUAGCAGCACGUGAAGCAUCAAUUUACACUGGUAUAACGCUGUCUGAAUACUUUCGUGACAUGGGUUACCAUGUUGCUAUGAUGGCUGAUUCAACAUCACGUUGGGCUGAAGCGUUGCGAGAAAUUUCAGGUCGUUUAGCUGAAAUGCCAGCUGAUUCUGGCUACCCAGCCUAUUUGGGUGCACGUUUAGCUUCAUUUUACGAACGUGCUGGACGUGUCAAAUGUUUGGGAAAUCCGGAACGUGAAGGUUCAGUUUCCAUUGUGGGUGCUGUAUCACCACCUGGCGGUGAUUUUUCAGAUCCUGUCACCUCAGCCACUUUAGGAAUUGUGCAAGUGUUUUGGGGUUUGGAUAAAAAACUAGCACAACGUAAACACUUCCCUUCUAUUAAUUGGUUGAUAUCAUAUUCUAAAUAUACCAGAGCUUUGGAUGAAUUUUAUGAUACUAACUAUAUCGAAUUUGUGCCACUACGUACUAAAGUUAAAGAAAUCUUACAAGAAGAAGAGGACUUGUCUGAAAUCGUGCAAUUAGUAGGAAAAGCUUCACUGGCUGAAACUGACAAAAUAACGCUUGAAGUAGCGAAAUUGAUAAAAGACGAUUUUCUGCAACAGAACUCAUAUUCGGCUUAUGAUCGCUUCUGUCCAUUUUAUAAGACCGUUGGCAUGUUGAGAAAUAUGAUUGCUUUUUACGAUAUGGCACGCAAUUCUGUUGAAACUACGGCACAAUCGGACAACAAGGUAACAUGGAAUAUGAUUCGUGAAGCUAUGGGCAAUAUUUUAUACCAACUCUCAGCUAUGAAAUUCAAAGAUCCUGUCAGAGAAGGAGAGGAACGAAUUAAAGCCGAAUACGAUCAGCUUUAUGAAGAUAUGAUACAAGCUUUUCGAAACAUGGAAGAUUAAAGCUAUUAAACUACUGAAUGAAUAUCAUAAAAUUAUUUUUAAAAAUAUACCAAAAAUGUUAUAUAUAUAUAUGAAAUUAUUUAUAUAUAUGUUACCCCUAAAUAUAAAAACAAAAGUAGAAAAAAUUGCCAUACAACACAACAUCGACUUAAAAUAAAUUUUUAAAUUAAUCAAUCUCAUUUAAUAUGUAAAAAAUAA
Molecule: messenger RNA, 2187 nt
Organism: Teleopsis dalmanni
Lineage: Eukaryota; Metazoa; Arthropoda; Insecta; Diptera; Diopsidae
Product: V-type proton ATPase catalytic subunit A-like
Exons: 1
Coding region: 151-1989 (612 amino acids)
Biological process (GO): proton transmembrane transport; ATP metabolic process
Cellular component (GO): lysosomal membrane; proton-transporting V-type ATPase, V1 domain
Molecular function (GO): proton-transporting ATPase activity, rotational mechanism; ATP binding; ATP hydrolysis activity
Source: RefSeq, a predicted model, not a curated record